Messenger RNA from Protobothrops mucrosquamatus (brown spotted pit viper), 1584 nucleotides. RefSeq names its product adrenomedullin (gene ADM). Gene Ontology annotation, biological process: positive regulation of heart rate; adrenomedullin receptor signaling pathway; regulation of systemic arterial blood pressure. Lineage: Eukaryota; Metazoa; Chordata; Lepidosauria; Squamata; Viperidae. The record is from RefSeq and is a predicted model, not a curated record. Gene Ontology annotation, molecular function: hormone activity; adrenomedullin receptor binding. Bases 115 to 567 code for a protein of 150 amino acids. Gene Ontology annotation, cellular component: extracellular region. The transcript has 4 exons.
AGUGGCGCAAGCGAGGUAGGCGCGGAGCCGAGCAGCUUCCUGUGUUAUUUUGCAUUUACGUUGCAGGAGGAUUUGCUCCCACCUUCGGUUGGAUUAUCGUCGUUAUCAGACAAGAUGAAAGCCGUUUCGCUCGCCCUUCUCUACCUGGGUUCUGUGUUGUUCUUCGGAGUAGAUGCAAUCAAGCUGGAUAUUGCAUCAAACUUCAAGAGGAAGUGGUCCACAAGGUUGCUGAGCCGAGCCAAGCGGGAUCUGCCAGCUCAGGUGGCUGCUGAAAACUUCCAUUGGAGCCUGCUAAAGCGAGCGGCUGAUCCAAAUGUGCGUUCUUUCAUCCGCACCCAGGAUGUGAAAGACGAGCCCGCAAUGCAGCAGCCCAGCCUGCAGACCAGACUCAUCCGUAUGAAGAGGGAACCUGCUUGCAAGUUGUCGGUAUGUGUCACACAGGACUUACUCAACCGGCUCAGCCAAUGGACCGACUCUUCCAAAGACCUCUCUGCUCCUCCCAAGAAGCUCACCAUAUCAGGCUACGGGCGCAGGCGGCGCUCUCUCGCUUUCUUGCUCCGCGGGUAGGCGUUCGCGCGGCCAGUUUGGUUGAGUUGGAGUCCACUUUGAUGCGAAUCGAUGUGUUCCCAAACUUGGAGAGGAUAAAAAGACUUGCUGCAGCCCCCUGAUGGUGAAAAGGGGAACGGGCAAAUGCCCUCCAAGGACUCAGGCUUUAGAAUACGGCAGGAACAGGUGACCAAACUUUGCACCCCUCCCUAAGUAUCUUGUGGAAUAAAGACUGGAUGGAAGCUACAGAGGCACUCUUUCGUCAAGUUAGGUGGUGGUGGUGCUGGUGACUGGCUCUUCUCUACUUCGGGGUGACUGCCCUCCCUUUCUUCCCCACAUGGAUAUGGAAUUGGCAGGUCCUUCUCUCAGGAGGGGCGUCUUGAUACUUGAAUGAUCUGGCCUGGCAAAGUGCAAUGGACUUAAUGUGUGUGAGGUGAUUUCUGCCUGCUAUUGAGUAAGGAUGAGUGAGCGAGUGAUUGCCGAUGACAGAAAUCAAUCCUAUUUAAACAAAUGGUGUUCUGUUCUUGUAUUCUUUUUAAUGACAGAGAUAUUUUUAUAUUAUAUGUAUAGACAUAGAUAUAUUGCUUAUGGGCAUUAUUUUUUUAAUUCCCAAAAUUUUGUUUCCUGACUUUUGGAUCACCCGCUGUAAAACAGUUCUAGGGGAGGAACAGUCCUUUUCAGAAUUGGCAGGAUGUGCUCUUUUAAGUUAAAUUUUGUAAUGAGAACUCUUAAAAUAUUUCACAUUCACAAUGUUAACCUAAGCAUCUUUUCUCUAAAAUAAACCCUCUCUGAGUUUUGGUGGAGGUGGCUUUCCUUGUAAGGAUCUGUUGUAAUAUCUUAGUUUAUGAUUCAGUUAUACUUUCUGUAUGAAAAGUGCAUUUUGUAAGCAUCGUGGAGACCGAUGGAAAACAAGCUACUUGUCAGGAGUGCAUUGAAAUGUGCCUCCUGUAGUUUUCACUGUAUUUAUAUUAGUCUGUUUGCCCCAUUUGAUGAAGUUAUAUUGCCAAUCUCUCCUAGGUCAAUAUGUGAAAGAAAUAA